Molecule: messenger RNA, 8612 nt
Organism: Arvicanthis niloticus (Nile rat)
Lineage: Eukaryota; Metazoa; Chordata; Mammalia; Rodentia; Muridae
Source: RefSeq, a predicted model, not a curated record
ACUCAGCUGGGCUCGGGAGCGCGCGGCGCGGCCCCGCCAGGCUGUGGAGGCGAGAUAGCGGCUCGACUGGAGCGCCGCAGGUGACCCGGGCUGGGAGUCCGGUGCGCGGGGCCGGCUGAGAAGGAGCGGGCUGGAGGCGCUCCCCGGUCCCCCUUCCUUGUCUUGGUUGUCUCCCAGCCUCGGCGCUGGGCUGAGGGGACACGGCGAGCUCCCAGACGCGCGAGGCUCCCGGACGGCCGGCGGCGCUCGCGGCCCUCAGCAUGUUCGGUGAGGCGAGGCUUUUCCUCCCGCCCGUGGGCUGAGGCGGCGGCGGCGGCCACGCAAGCGAGAUGCACCUGCCGGGCUCGGCUUAGAGGAGCGUCCCGGCCGCCAGCGGGAGAGCUUUCGUCACCCAGCCCCGGCGGCGACCGCGGGCCCGAGCCGCAGCGACGGGUGGGCGCACCGACAUGGCGGCUCGGAGCGCCCCGAGCUGCCACCUGCGGCUCGAGUGGGUGUACGGCUACCGGGGCCACCAGUGCCGCAACAACCUCUACUACACGGCGUCCAAGGAGAUCGUGUACUUCGUGGCGGGGAUCGGCGUGGUGUACAGCCCGCGGGAGCAUCGGCAGAAGUUCUACCGCGGCCACAGCGACGACAUCAUCAGUCUUGCACUGCAUCCUGAGCGAGUGUUGGUAGCAACAGGACAAGUUGGGAAAGAGCCUUACAUCUGUGUUUGGGACUCUUACACUGUCCAGACCGUGUCUGUUCUGAAGGAUGUUCACACACAUGGUAUAGCUUGUUUAGCAUUUGACUUGGAUGGACAGCGCUUGGUUUCAGUUGGGCUCGAUUCAAAGAAUGCAGUUUGUGUUUGGGACUGGAAAAAAGGGAGAAUGCUGUCUAUGGCUCCUGGUCACACAGACAGAAUAUUUGAUAUUUCUUGGGAUUUGUACCAGCCAAAUAAGCUCGUCAGCUGUGGUGUAAAACACAUCAAGUUCUGGAGUUUGUGUGGAAAUGCUCUGACCCCAAAACGAGGAGUUUUUGGUAAAACAGGUGAUCUUCAGACAAUAUUGUGCCUAGCCUGUGCUCGGGAUGAAUUAACAUAUUCUGGUGCACUCAAUGGGGAUAUAUAUGUUUGGAAAGGAAUCAAUCUUAUACGAACAAUACAAGGAGCCCAUACUGCAGGGAUUUUUAGUAUGAAUGCUUGUGAAGAAGGCUUUGCUACUGGUGGCAGAGAUGGCUGUAUUCGUCUUUGGGAUUUAACUUUUAAACCAAUUACUGUGAUUGAUCUCAGGGAAACAGAACAGGGAUACAAAGGUUUAUCUGUGAGGAGUGUUUGUUGGCGAGGUGACCACAUUUUAGUGGGGACACAGGACAGUGAAAUUUUCGAAAUUGUCGUGCAUGAAAGAAAUAAACCUUUCCUAAUUAUGCAAGGGCAUUGCGAAGGUGAACUUUGGGCGCUUGCUGUUCACCCUACUAAGCCUUUGGCUGUGACUGGAAGUGAUGAUCGUUCCGUCAGGAUUUGGAGCCUUGUAGACCAUGCUUUAAUAGCAAGAUGUAAUAUGGAAGAGCCGAUUCGAUGUGCUGCUGUAAAUGUAGAUGGAAUCCAUCUUGCCCUUGGAAUGAAGGAUGGGUCAUUCACUGUCCUUAGAGUGAGAGAUAUGACUGAAGUUGUACAUAUUAAAGACAGGAAAGAAGCAAUCCAUGAGCUAAAAUAUUCACCAGAUGGCACUUACCUUGCUGUUGGCUGCAAUGACAGCUCAGUUGACAUCUAUGGAGUUGCUCAGCGUUACAAAAAGGUCGGUGAAUGUGUCGGUUCCCUUAGCUUCAUCACUCAUUUGGACUGGUCUUCAGACAGUAGAUACUUACAGACAAAUGACGGCAGUGGAAAGCGACUUCUCUACAAGAUGCCAGGAGGAAAGGAAGUAACAAGCAAAGAAGAAAUAAAAGGGAUGCACUGGGCUUCAUGGACAUGUGUUGCAGGCCUUGAAGUCAAUGGAAUUUGGCCCAAGUAUUCUGAUAUCAAUGAUAUAAACUCAGUAGAUGGAAAUUAUGUUGGCCAGGUUUUAGUUACAGCUGAUGACUAUGGAGUUGUAAAAUUAUUCCGAUAUCCAUGUUUAAGAAAAGGGGCCAAGUUUAGAAAAUACAUUGGCCAUUCAGCUCACGUAACAAAUGUCAGAUGGUCACAUGAUUAUCAGUGGGUUAUUUCUAUUGGUGGAGCAGAUCAUUCUGUCUUUCAGUGGAAAUUUAUUCCUGAAAGAAAAUUAAAAGAUGCUCUUCACAUAGCACCCCAAGAAAGUCUGGCUGAGUCCAACAGCGAUGAAUCAGAUUCAGAUCUGUCUGAUGUUCCAGAACUGGAUUCUGAGAUUGAGCAAGAGACACAGCUUACUUACCAUCGGCAGGUUUACAAAGAAGAUCUACCUCAACUUAAAGAACAAUGCAAAGAGAAGCAGAAAAGUGCUACUUCUAAACGAAGAGAACGUGCUCCAGGAAAUAGCAUUCGGUUACACUUUAUUCAUGGUUACAGAGGUUAUGACUGUCGGAGUAAUCUUUUCUACACUCAAAUUGGUGAAAUUGUGUACCAUGUGGCAGCAGUGGGUGUCAUAUAUAAUAGACAACAGAACACACAGCGUUUUUACUUGGGACAUGAUGAUGAUAUUCUGUGUCUGGCUAUUCAUCCUUUGAAAGACUAUGUGGCAACAGGCCAGGUAGGUAGAGAUCCCUCAAUUCACGUAUGGGACACAGAAACCAUUAAACCAUUGUCUAUACUAAAGGGCUACCACCAAUAUGGCAUCUGUGCUGUUGAUUUCUCAGCUGAUGGGAAACGCCUGGCUUCAGUUGGAAUAGAUGACAGCCACACCAUUGUAUUGUGGGACUGGAAGAAAGGGGAGAAACUUUCAGUGGCAAGAGGCAGUAAAGAUAAGAUUUUUGUCGUGAAAAUGAAUCCCUAUGUGCCUGAUAAACUAAUUACAGCUGGGAUUAAACACAUGAAAUUUUGGCGUAGAGCAGGGGGAGGAUUAAUUGGAAGAAAAGGCUACGUAGGCAGUCUGGGGAAAAACGACACAAUGAUGUGUGCAGUGUACGGGUGGACUGAAGAGAUGGCUUUUUCUGGAACAUCCACGGGAGAUGUGUGCAUCUGGAGAGAUGUCUUUCUUGUAAAAACAGUUAAAGCCCACGAUGGGCCCGUGUUCAGUAUGCAUGCAUUGGAGAAAGGAUUUGUAACCGGAGGAAAAGAUGGUGUGGUAGCCCUUUGGGAUGAUUCCUUUGAAAGAUGUCUCAAGACUUAUGCUAUAAAAAGAGCUGAUUUAGCCCCAGGAUCUAAAGGUCUGCUCUUGGAAGAUAACCCAUCUAUACGUGCCAUAUCAUUAGGACAUGGUCAUAUUUUGGUUGGCACAAAGAAUGGUGAGAUAUUAGAAGUGGAUAAGAGUGGCCCAAUCACUCUUCUGGUCCAGGGACACAUGGAAGGAGAGGUGUGGGGUUUGGCCACACAUCCUUAUCUGCCCAUCUGUGCUACUGUAAGUGAUGAUAAGACCUUAAGAAUAUGGGAUCUCUCUCCUAGUCAUUGUAUGUUGGCAGUCCGGAAACUGAAGAAGGGUGGGAGGUGCUGCUGCUUUUCCCCUGAUGGAAAAGCUUUAGCUGUAGGUCUCAACGAUGGAAGCUUCUUAAUGGCCAAUGCAGACACUCUAGAGGAUCUUGUUUCUUUUCACCACAGAAAAGAUAUUAUUUCAGACAUCCGGUUUUCACCUGGUUCUGGGAAAUACCUAGCUGUGGCGUCCCAUGACAGCUUUGUUGAUAUAUACAACGUGACGAGUAGUAAACGAGUGGGGGUUUGCAAAGGAGCAACCAGCUACAUCACCCACAUUGACUGGGACAGCAGAGGAAAGCUUUUACAGGUCAACACUGGUGCUAAAGAACAGCUAUUCUUUGAAGCUCCCAGAGGGAAAAAACAAACCAUCCCCAGUGUGGAGGUGGAAAAAAUUAGUUGGGCAACAUGGACAAGUGUACUUGGUUUAUGUUGUGAGGGAAUUUGGCCAAUAAUUGGAGAAGUCACAGAUGUAACCACCUCUUGCCUCACUAGUGACAAAAUGGUCCUAGCCACAGGGGAUGAUUUGGGAUUCGUGAAGCUGUUCCAAUAUCCAGCUAAAGGAAAAUUUGGAAAGUUUAAGAAGUAUGUGGCUCACAGCACACACGUCACAAAUGUUCGCUGGACUUAUGAUGACAGCAUGCUGGUCACCCUGGGAGGAGCAGAUAUGUCCUUAAUGGUAUGGACAAACGAAGUGCAGAGCCAUCGGGAGAAGAAGUAUUGUGACAGUGAAGAGUCUGAUAUAGAUUCUGAAGAGGAUGGAGGCUAUGACAGCGAUGUUACAAGAGAGAAUGAAAUUAGCUACACCAUCAGAGCCUUAUCAACUAAUAUUCGCCCAAUGUUUGGAGUCAAGCCUCAUUUGCAGCAGAAAGAGCCAUCAGUUGAUGAAAGACAGGGGGUAGUAAGAGGAUCCAGGCCUCCAGUGAGUAGAGCCCCACCACAGCCCGAGAAACUUCAGUCAAAUAAUGUUGGCAAGAAGAAGAGACCAAUAGAGGACCUUGUGUUGGAGCUUGCUUUUGGCUAUCGGGGCAGAGACUGCAGGAACAAUGUGCACUACUUAAAUGAUGGAGAUGAUAUAAUUUAUCACACUGCUUCUGUUGGAAUUUUACACAAUGUUGCCACAGGGACUCAGAGUUUUUAUCAAGAGCAUAACGAUGAUAUUUUGUGCCUCACUGUAAAUCAGCACCCCAAAUUUAUCAACAUAGUGGCAACUGGCCAAGUAGGUGAUUCUGCAGACAUGUCAGCCACAGCCCCAUCUGUCCACAUCUGGGAUGCAGUGAACAAGCAGACGUUGUCUAUACUAAGAUGCGCCCAUUCAAAGGGUGUGUGCUCUGUCAGCUUCAGUGCUACUGGGAAGCUGCUGCUCUCUGUAGGGCUAGACCCAGAGCACACUGUUACCAUUUGGAGAUGGCAGGAAGGGGCCAAAAUUGCCAGCAGAGGUGGGCACAACCAACGUAUUUUUGUAGCAGAAUUUCGACCAGAUUCAGAUACCCAGUUUGUCUCUGUGGGUAUAAAGCACGUGAAGUUCUGGACCCUGGCAGGAAGGGCUCUUCUCAGCAAAAAGGGCCUUCUAAGCACCCUGGAGGAUGCCCGGAUGCAGACGAUGCUUGCAGUUGCAUUUGGUGCAAAUAACUUGACGUUUACAGGUACCAUCAGUGGUGAUGUCUGUGUGUGGAAAGAUCACGUGUUGUGUAGAGUGGUGGCUAGAGCGCACAGUGGUCCUGUGUUCGCCAUGUACACCACCCUUCGAGACGGACUGAUUGUGACCGGUGGCAAGGAAAGGCCGUCAAAGGAAGGAGGCGCAGUGAAACUGUGGGAUCAGGAACUGAGGCGUUGCCGGGCCUUCAGGCUUGAGACAGGACAAGUCACAGAUUGUGUUCGGUCUGUGUGCAGAGGCAAAGGCAAGAUACUAGUUGGGACAAGGAAUUCAGAAAUAAUUGAAGUCGGAGAGAAAAAUGCAGCAUGUAACAUUUUAGUUAAUGGUCAUGUGGAUGGGCCAAUCUGGGGACUAGCAACACAUCCUUCCAGGGAUUUCUUCCUUUCUGCUGCUGAAGAUGGGACAGUGAGACUCUGGGACAUUGCUGAUAAAAAGAUGCUAAACAAAGUGAAUUUGGGACACGCUGCUCAGACAGUAUGUUACAGCCCCGAAGGGGACAUGGUGGCUAUUGGAAUGAAAAAUGGAGAAUUUAUUAUAUUACUUGUGAGUUCUCUAAAAAUAUGGGGAAAGAAGAGAGACAGGAGAUGUGCAAUCCAUGAUAUCAGAUUUAGUCCAGAUUCCCGAUAUUUGGCAGUGGGUUCCAGUGAGAAUUCAGUGGACUUUUAUGACCUGACAUUGGGCCCCACCCUUAACAGAAUCAGCUACUGCAAAGACAUUCCAAGCUUUGUCAUUCAGAUGGACUUCUCUGCAGACAGCAGACAUCUCCAGGUUUCUAGCGGUUGCUAUAAACGGCAUGUCUAUGAAGUGCCUUCAGGAAAACACCUUGUGGAUCAUGCUGCCAUUGACAGGAUCACGUGGGCUACCUGGACUAGUAUUCUAGGAGAUGAAGUUAUGGGAAUCUGGUCCAGACAUGCUGAGAAGGCGGAUGUCACCUGUGCCUGUGUGUCUCACUCAGGAAUCAGCCUUGUGACAGGAGAUGACUUUGGCAUGGUUAAAUUAUAUGACUUUCCAUGCCCAGAAAAAUUUGCAAAGCACAAGCGGUUCUUGGGUCAUUCUCCUCAUGUGACAAAUAUUCGAUUUACCAGUGGUGAUCGACAUGUUGUCAGUGCUGGAGGCGAUGACUGCAGUUUGUUUGUGUGGAAAUGUGUACACAUGCCUCACUGAAAGGUUUGAUGCUGAAAAGACUAAACAAAUCUCACCUCAAGAGACCAGUUCCACGCCGGAAAAACCAAAACCAAACUGCAUGGUCAAGUGGUGCUAACUGAAGACUGUGACAGGGAGGGAUGUGCAGAAUCAUCCACACAGCAGCGGACAGACAGACAGACAGUUCAGAAUGCUUGCUGUACGUACCAAACCCUAGUCCACACACUGCCAGAGAAUUACAUUGCAAGGAAUGACUGAGUGUUUGGUAAAAGCCAACCUCCUCCUCCUCUUAUUGAGGAGUGUGGAAUUUUGGCAGACUUGCCCAGGAGAUUUUUAGGGUACAGCAAUCUUUAAAACAAAACAAACCCAACUUAAUCUCAUUUCUAAUGUUUCUCCUUAAGGUCUGUUCAAUGAAGUAUUUCACCCUUGUACAAGGAAAGGAAUAACCAAUCAUCACCCUAAUCUGUUUUCAAAAUGCAAAGAUUUUUUUUUUUAACGAAACUUAUAUAAGCUUUCCUGGUAAAUGUUUCCUAUUUAUUAAUAAAGUACCCUCUGCAAAGGACACUUCUUACAGCCUGAAUUAAGGAAUAGAUCCAAAGUCAGCAGUACAUGACUACUAUAUCUUCACUUAGAGCUGUCAAUUUUUGUGUUUAGAAGCCAUCUCUAUAAAAUUAUGAACCACAAUUAUGGCCUCAUUAAUAGGAAAAUAAUACAAUGAACUUCAUUUCCAAGUGUACAGUUUUCUUAAGGUUCUGUGGUAGCAAGAGCACUUAAUUGAAAGAUAAUACUGCAUAUUUAAAGGUAUGAUCUAAUUAAACAUUUGUUUAUUGUGUAAACAAAAGCAUUAAAUUCAUAUACUAAUAACACUGGGCAUAAAAUUUUAUAGUUUUGUAUUGAGAAAAAUUAUUUAAUUAGAUGUAUGCCACCCUAUAAGGCUAUUUUCCAAAAUGACUGACUCUAGGUUUAUCUGAAGAACUGAGUCCUUCCACUUUAAUGCUGCCAAAGACUGGGACUUCCUGUCUAAGACUGCUGUUUAGCCUCGAUGAAGUUUCCUCAAGAUGAAAAAUCCCGUAGACUGCUGUGUAAACAUCUAUUUUUCUACAUGUGAAGACACUGAGGAUGCUCUGCUGGUUGUUUCCACUUUUAUUUUACUGUGAGCUCUCAUUGUAGCAUAGAUUCCACCCCCUCAGGCUUCUGGAGCCCUGUUUGAUUUGAUGUUUUCUAUGGCUAAAAAUAUUGUGACUAUUAAAACCAGAAAUGAACACAUUACAGCAAAGAAGUUUUGUUUAAGCAGUGCUUGGAGCAUGGUCAGCUUUACAGCUGAAGGCUGAUGAGAGAUUUAAAGAAACAUAAAGCUGAAGAUAGCACUCUUCCAAUGCUCACGCUGAAUGCUCCGUCUAAAUUAGGCCGUUUUAGAAUGCACUGCUGUUAUAUAAAAUGGUAGUCAAUAAAUAAAAGAAUUCCUAUAAACAGGAAAAGACUUCAAAUUUAAGCAUGGUAUAUAGUUCUAAGGUUUUCCCUCUGGAUAGUUUGUCAGCUUUUAGUUACAGAAUAUUUUUAAUUCUGUAAAAGUCUGUAAUGUUAAGCAAGUAAAUCGUAAAAACUGUUUCCACUAUUUAUGUCCUUCAAAGUGGCCAGCCUGGUAAGUCAAGCCUUUGUCACUGCACUGGUCAGUUCUGUGACUAAAGGCCAGGGGUCAGGCUAACUUUUACGUAGUCAUUGUAUGACCACCUCUCUGGAUUAGCCACCAACUGUGAAAAUGGUAAUGAUUCAGAGAACCUACCCUGUAGUUUUUAAACCCAGAAAAUUAUGGUGUGUGCCUGCAGUAUAUGAAUUUACAGCCCAAGACUGUCACCAGCUAUUGUGGCCCCACUUGUUUCCUAUGUAAAUGCAUGCCAAAGCACACAGCCCACUCCAGUGCUCUGCAUCACCAGCCAACACGCCUACUUCUCCGGGUGACUCCUUAUAGUGUGUCAUUUACAACAAGUACUCAGUAAUUGUUUUAGGGUUAGGGUAAACUUGUCUGUAACUCAUAGAAUUAAACAAUAAACCAUUUAAAUGUAGGGUUAGGACACAUACAGCUCAGGGCUUACCUAGCAUUCAUAAACCCCUGGGUUUAACCUCUAACACUACAUAUGAAUGGGGCGUGACUACAAUCCCAGGUCUAAGCAUACAAUCAGAAAUUCAGAAUCAUUCUUGGCUAUAGUGAGUUUGAGGCUAGCCUGCAGUACAUGAGACCCUAUCUUAAAAAAA